Lacerta agilis (Sand lizard) is the source of this 924-nucleotide messenger RNA. RefSeq names its product POP4 homolog, ribonuclease P/MRP subunit (gene POP4). The transcript has 7 exons. NCBI's taxonomy places the organism in Eukaryota, Metazoa, Chordata, Lepidosauria, Squamata, Lacertidae. The record is from RefSeq and is a predicted model, not a curated record. The coding region runs from base 80 to 742 and encodes 220 amino acids. Gene Ontology annotation, biological process: rRNA processing; tRNA 5'-leader removal. Gene Ontology annotation, cellular component: ribonuclease P complex; ribonuclease MRP complex. Gene Ontology annotation, molecular function: ribonuclease P RNA binding.
GGUGGCGGCGGAGGAGGAGCGCGCGAGCGGACUGGAUCGCCAUCGCUUCUUCCGUGCGGAGAAGGGUCCGGCCGGCAAGAUGGAGAGUGUGUUGUAUCGGCAGCUACCCCAGCAGACAGCCACGCUCCUGAACAUACAGCCUCAAGGGUCAAAGGAAGCCGAGGCCUUUGUGAAAGCCUUCCUAAAGCGCAGCAUGCCUCGGAAGAGCGAUGAAGACAUCCAGGACCACUUAACCCGAAAAGCGGUUGUCCUUGAACACCUGCACAAGAGGAGGAGAAGGCAGAAGAAGAGGAAAGGCAAGGGGUUCUCUGCCAAGCAGAGGAGAGAGAUGAAGCUCUUUGACAUUAAACCAGAGCACCAGAGGUACGAGAUCUUUGUGCCGUUACAUGAGCUGUGGGAGCAGUACAUCAGAGAACUCUGCAACGGGCUCAAGCCAGAAGCGCAGCCACAGAUGAUUCAGGCCAAAUUGCUGAAAGCUGAUCUUCACGGAGCUCUCAUUACAGUGACUAAAUCGAAAUGUCCCUCCUAUGUCGGCAUCACAGGCAUUGUCCUACAGGAAAUGAAAUACGUUUUCAAAAUUAUCACAAGAGAAGACAAGAUGAAAGUCAUCCCGAAGCUCAACAACGUCUUCAGCCUGGAGAUUGAUGGCUUCAUCUCCUACAUCUACGGGAGCAAGAUUCAGUUCCGAGCCAGCGAGCGUUCUGCAAAGAAGUUCAAAGGAAGAGGAACAAUUGACCUGUGAACCAUUUUUCUUUCUUUCUGGAAAUGGGAGCCGCUGAUGUUGUUGUUUCCAAUGGAUGGAUAGACUAUACCUAGCAGUUGUGCAUCCUGAGACUUGAGUGCAUGUAAAGGAACAAUCCUUGUUGUUUUAAACAAGAGGAUGUGAGAAAUGCAUCCACAUAAAUGAAUGUUCCCGCUGUGUUU